AUGUCGACCAUCCCCUUGAACAUGGCUUCCUCCGAAACCACCAUCCCCAUCACGUUUUUAGUCUAUGACAGCACCCUAAUUACCGUCGGGCUUGCCAUUUGGAUCACUAUCGGGCUUAUAGGGUGGACUCUCAUUACGCAUAACGACAACACUCACAAAUAUCACGAAGAGCAUAUACGGCUUUUGAAUAAGCUCAUGGACAUCAAUUUGCGCACAAUCACCCUUAUGCAGAAAGUUUACACGGGCGAUCUGGAGCUGCAAAGACGGAUGACGAAGGCGCUUGAGCAGUGUCACUGGUGUAGCCAUAUGAUACCGGAGAGACGCACGCCACGAACACAAGGUGCCUAA
Neurospora tetrasperma FGSC 2508 is the source of this 348-nucleotide messenger RNA. RefSeq lists its product as uncharacterized. The record is from RefSeq and is a predicted model, not a curated record. The transcript has a single exon. The coding region runs from base 1 to 348 and encodes 115 amino acids. Lineage: Eukaryota; Fungi; Ascomycota; Sordariomycetes; Sordariales; Sordariaceae.